AUGACGAUAAUAAAAAUAUUAGCAAAGGGGAGUCAAAAUUCUGCAAUUCCUAUGAAACAAUUCAAUAGAUAUUUAAACACUACAAAUAAACUUUCUUUAUUAAAUCAAAUAGAACUUGCUCCUCCUGAUAAGAUUUUAGGUCUUACAGAGACAUUUAAUAAUGAUACAAACCCAUCAAAGGUUAAUUUAACUGUUGGAAUAUAUAAGGAUAACUAUGGUAAAGUUACAACUUUCCCAUCAAUUUCUAAAGCACAAAAAUUGAUAGAUAGAGAAUUAGGUUUAAAUAAGAAUUUAUCUUAUUUACCUAUAAAAGGCGGGAAAGAUUAUGCAGAAAAUGUAAAACAUUUUCUUUAUGAUGAAUCAUGUUCAUCAUCAACUAAUUUAGUUGCAGGAAGUGAGAAAAAUUAUGGUAAACAAUUAAUAGAUAACAAUAGAAUAUCUUUUGCUCAAACUUUAAGUGGUACUGGUGCAUUAGCCAUUUCUGCUAAAUUUUUAGCUCUUUUCAUAUCGAAGAAAGUUUGGAUACCAAAUUUCUCUUGGGCAAAUCAUAUGAAUAUCUUUAAUAAAAAUGGAUUUAAAGAUAUUCAUUAUUAUUCAUAUUAUGAUGUGAAAUCUGGUCAAUUGACAGUAGAUAAUUGGCUAAAUGAUCUUAAAGAAAAAGUAAGUAAAGAUAAAUCACCAGAACCUCAUUGUAUUAUAUUACAUGCAUGUUGUCAUAAUCCAACUGGUUUAGAUCCUACAAGAGAAGAUUGGGAUAAAAUUAUUGAUACAAUUAACGAAUUGAAAAUGAUUCCAAUAAUUGAUAUGGCUUAUCAAGGUUUAGAAUCAGGUAAUUUGAUUCAGGAUGCAUACUUAUUAAGAAAAUGCAUUGACCCAAAAUAUGUUUGGGAUAAUGGAUUAUUUCUAUGCCAAUCAUUUGCGAAGAAUAUGGGUUUAUACGGUGAACGUGUUGGUUCUUUAAGUAUCGUAGCACCGAGUCAUUCUCCACCAAGAGUUAAAGAAGCAGUAGAUUCACAAUUGAAAAGAAUCAUUAGGUCCAUAUAUUCUUCACCACCUGGGUAUGGUUCUAGAGUGGCCAAUCUUGUUUUAUCAGACCCAGGUUUAAAAUCUCAAUGGUUUAAGGACGUUAACAUUAUGGUGAAUAGAUUACAAGGUAUUAGAGAUCAAUUAUCCACAAAUUUAGAUUGGAGUACUGUAAAUGAUUCUCAACAACACGGGAUGUUUUAUUUUACAAGAUUUUCAUUACCCGUUGUUCAAGAGUUAAGAGAUAAAUAUUCUAUCUAUUUAACAGACGAUGGUAGACUAUCUUUAAGUGGUAUUAAUGAUUCAAAUAUAGAAUACGUUUGUGAUACAUUCAAGAAAAUUGAAAAUCAAUCCAAAUGA
Molecule: messenger RNA, 1383 nt
Organism: Maudiozyma saulgeensis
Lineage: Eukaryota; Fungi; Ascomycota; Saccharomycetes; Saccharomycetales; Saccharomycetaceae
Source: the annotation of a GenBank genome assembly